AGCUGGAAGAGAGAGGGUGAUCAGAUAUCAAAUACUGCUGUCAAAAGGCUGAUGAGCAAUUGUCCGUUUUGAGAUGAUCGUUAAAAUUAUCUGAAUGAAAAAAAUGAGCGACUUUUUAGCGGCCAAUAAUGUCUGCGGGCAAAACUUGUUGCGACUGGUAUCCCGUGGGAAUGCUAUCAUAGCUGAACUAAUGCGAUUGAAGGAUUAUGUACCGCCGGUCUUUAGUUUGGAUUCGAAGCAACUGAUACAGAAAUAUGGGUCUAUUAUAAUUGACUUUGCAUAUUUCAAGGCAGCCAGUGUUUAUGAGCAAAAAAUAGAAGAUGAUUCGGUAUUCCAAGAAACUGAUGAAGAGCUCCGAAAUAAUUUUUCAGAUAUACUUACAAGGUUUUAUUUGGCUUUUGAGAGUAUACACAAGUAUGUCACAGAUCUGAAUUUUUACAUUGAUGAAUUAGGAGAUGGAGUUUACAUACAUCAGUCAAUAGAUUCUAUUAUGUUCAAUGAAGAGGGAAAACAAUUAAUGUGCGAAGCUGUAUACUUAUAUGGUGUAAUGCUGUUGCUGGUUGAUUACCAUUUUGAAGGACGAAUACGUGAAAGAUUACUUGUGUCCUAUUACCGAUACAAUGCUCAACGGUCUUCCUCGACAAGAGUGGAUGACGUCUGCAUGUUGCUCCGUUCAACAGGAUAUGUGAGAACACUGUCCAAAAGACCAGCUAAUUAUCCCGAAGAAUAUUUCAAGAGAGUACCACUACGAGAUUUUUUGGUAGAUCUGGUUAUUGGUCGAUUGCGUUCAGAUGAGAUUUAUAAUCAGACUCUUGCUUUCCCACAUCCAGAGCAUCGUAGCACUGCCGUGGCCACGCAAGCAUCAAUGUUAGUUAUAAUUUUGUCAUUUAAAUCAACUGUACUACAUACACAAACUGCCAUUAUGAGGGAAAUAGUAGACAGAUUCUUUCCUGAUAAUUGGGUAAUUAGUAUUUAUAUGGGAACAGUGAUCAGUCUAUGUGAUUGGUGGUCACCGUAUAAAGCUGCACGAACAGCGUUGAAUAAUACACUCGAGAAUUCUAAUGUAAAAGGGAUUGCCCAAAAAUAUGGAACAAAAAUGGAUAAAUUAAUGCAAGAAACCGACGAGGUACAGUUGGCAGGCACAUUGGAUGAAAAUGCAACAGGUUCUUUAGUCAAAUUAGUGAGAGAAUGUAAUGUUACGUUGCAUUGGAUUCUUCUGCACACCGCUACGCCCACUAUAACACUAGAGGAUUCAAAACGUUUGCGUACCCUACGUCAGUUGGUCGUGAUGGAAAGCAAAUAUACCACAGUAAAAUGUCUUCGUUUAUUACUAAGCACUGCUCAAAUUGAACAGGAUGUUAAACAGAUGUAUAAAGAUCUCUUGCUUGGAAAAGAAGCUAAAUGGUUGAAGGACAAAGGGAUAUGCGUCGAACGUAUAACUGAUCUUGCACAAAUUUUUGGUGGCGCCAAACCUCUAGAUGGUAUUGAUAAAAACCAAAAUCUUUAUACAUGGUUCAUGGAAAUAAGUAAACACAUUGAUUCAUUAAAGCAAGAAGAUGGGCGAAAGAUAGUGCAAUUACUGCAAGCAUUGGAACAAGUUCAGGAAUUUCAUCAAUUAGAAAAUAAUCUACAUAUUUCACAAUAUCUCGCUGAUACACGCGAGACUCUACACAAUAUGUUGCGUACAGGCAGCAUAUCUGAAGAUAUCAUGAUAAAUUUAAAUAUCGUAACCGAUUGUUGCUAUGCAUGGAACGUUAUGGAAUCUUUUAUCGAUGUAAUGCAGGAGAGCAUAAAGGGAAAUCCGCCAACCGUUAUCAAACUAAAAGCACUUUUCCUUAAAAUGGCAUCAGCAUUGGAAACUCCAUUGCUGAGGGUAAACCAAGCACGAAGCGCGGACUUGUCUUCCGUGUCCCAGUAUUAUAGCAGAGAACUGGAGGGAUAUGCAAGGCGUGUUUUGCAAAUUAUACCCGAAACUGUGUUCGGUUUGUUGGCAGAGAUAGUGCAUCUUGAAACGAAUUCAUUUAAAGAGAUCCCGACUAAAUUACCCAAAGAUAAACUUAAAGAUUAUGCACAACUGGCUGAAAGAUUACAGAUGGCAAAAUUAACAUAUGCUGUAUCAGUUUUCACAAAAGGUGUUCUGUCAUUAAGAAGUGUUUCUUUAGGAGUUUUGAGGGUUGAUUCACAUCGUCUCUUAGAAGAUGGUAUACGUCAGGAGCUCGUCAAGAAAGUUACUUUGGCUUUACAGAAUGGCCUCAACUUUGAUCAAAAGUCCAAGACAUCUCUUCUACAAAAACUGAAUCAUUUAUCUUCAAUUAUGGACGGAUACAGAAAAUCUUUUCAAUACAUUCAGGAUUAUAUUAACAUAAACAGUUUGAAGAUAUGGCAUGAAGAAAUCACAUAUAUUAUAAACAAUGCCGUCGAAGAAGAACGUAGGGGUUCUUCCUGGGUGCCAGGAAAAUCAUGGAGACAAUUUCAAGAAGAUAAACACGCCUUUUCAACCGAUAAUAGCUCUUUAACAUUCAUGGGUAGACUUGCCAGAGAGCUUAUCCGUAUUACUGAUCCGCGAACCAUCGUGUACAUAGAACAUUCUCUAGCAUGGUAUGACAUUAAAACGCAGAAUGAGAUCUUAAAUUACAAGGUUUUCUCGGUGAUAUUAGAAACGAUAGGCACACCAGGAUUAUCGGGACUGGACAAGCUUAUCUCCUUCUUCAUUGUCAUAGAACUGGAAGCUUUAGUUCACUAUAUAGAAAAAAAUAUACGGAACAAAACGUGGCUAUCGUUGUUAGAAGAUUGUGAGACUACUUUAAAUUCUUUAGAUAGUGCUAAAAGUAACAUUACGAAACUUCACAAUUCUAUAAACGCUAGCAGUAGCAAAUUGUGGUCAUCAGCGCUUGAGUGGACAUUAAAAAUAGGUCACUACCAAUUACUGAGGAAAAAAAUAGCGUAUGAACUAAACACUGCAUGCAAAUUUGAAGCGAAGCAUAUGGAAGCAGCGCUUCGAACAUUGAAUACGGCUGUUUUAUGCGAGAUAGCAAAAAAAGAUAAUAUCAACAAUGAGACCGAGCCGGAGAAAAGCGAAUUACUUCAUGAACUUAGCGUGCGAUUGGACUGGGCUGGCAUCAGUGAUCCACAUAAUAAAGUUUAUAUCAAGCCACCAAAGAUGGAUAAUAUAGCUAUUAUUAUUUUCCUAUUUACAGUGUCGCAAUUGAAUAAAUUAUUCUAUUGCAAAAAUACAGCAAGUCUGUUAAGCAAGAAAUAUCAAGAUCCUGUUGAUGCUGUGAUAUUUGCCAUAGGAAUACAAACGAUUCUUCGUCAAUUUCAUGUUUCUGUGAUGAAUCGUUAUGUAAAAUAUCUUUGCAUGUAUGUCCUGUCGUUUGUCACUGUAGAGAGUAUGAAAGCGGGAGGUGAUGCAGAAACUGAAGGGGCUACUAAUCUUUAUUUUUUGGAGCUUUUUGUUAAAUAUUCUGGCAUUCCACGUUCUCUUAUUCUUAAAGAAAUACCUAUCGUCGUUUUAGAUCACUCCUUGGUCAAAAUGACAAAAUGACGUUGGAUCCGAAACUCAUGAAAUA
Messenger RNA from Trachymyrmex septentrionalis, 3569 nucleotides. It is a transcript of the gene Strump, whose product is annotated as WASH complex subunit strumpellin. Bases 95 to 3544 code for a protein of 1149 amino acids. The transcript has 17 exons. Gene Ontology annotation, cellular component: endosome; WASH complex. Gene Ontology annotation, biological process: endosome organization; actin filament polymerization; regulation of actin nucleation. NCBI's taxonomy places the organism in Eukaryota, Metazoa, Arthropoda, Insecta, Hymenoptera, Formicidae. The record is from RefSeq and is a predicted model, not a curated record.